UGUAAUUACAAAAUUAAUAUUCAAUAAAAUUGUCGAAUAUCAAAAAAAGUAAUUGCAAACAUGAAGCUACUGGAAAGUACACGUUUUGAAGCAAUAAACAAUGCAUUAUCCAUAACAACUGGAGAUAGCAAGAUUAUUGGAAGGAUUGAAAGCUACUCCUGUAAAAUGGCUGGAAAUGAUAAACAACUGUACAAACGUUUUAAUGCCGAACAAGGUGUAACUCCGCAUGAUUUUCAAGCCCUGUCACCACCUCAAACUUCUCUUGGCACAUCUCCGGGACAUAGUUACUUUCGCCGUAGCAUUACCAGUGAUGAUGAUGGCCCACUAUGCGACACGAUUAGUCGAAAAACAUUGUUUUAUUUAAUAGCAACGCUGAAUUCAGCAUUUUUUCCAGAUUACGACUUCUCAGAUGCAAAAAGUCAUGAAUUUAGUAAAGAACCGAGUUUACAAUGGGUUAUGAAUGCUGUUGAUAGUAAUUUAAGUGCAACGGCAGGAGAUCAUUAUCGUACGCUAAGAGCUGCGCUUUGGGCUACAAUUGAAGAUGAGAUAUCUAUGAAUGAAUGUGAUAUUUAUAGUUACAAUCCUGAUUUAGCAUCUGAUCCUUUUGGGGAAGAUGGCUGCUUAUGGUCAUUUAAUUAUUUUUUUUAUAAUAAAAAACUGAAAAGAAUAGUAUUCUUUACAUGCAGAGCAAUAAACCCACUAUAUGCGGUUGAUUCUGGUAUUGUUAGUGAUUUCACAAUGGAUGAAGAUGAUGAAGAUAUUUAUUAGAUAAAAAUUUCUUUCAUGCAACUACAAAAUUUACAAUAUAUUUCAGUUAUAAACUUGUUAAUGGCAAAGCAAUUAAUGCAUUGUCAUACUGUAAAUCUCAUUUUGUUCAAUAAUUUUUCUAAAUUCAAUAAUACUAUGAAAUUGUAUUGUUGCAUUUAAAAAUUAAUAAUUUGAAGUAGGAAAACCAAUUAUAUCUGUGCGCGCGCGAAUGUGUGGGUGUGUAAG
Ceratosolen solmsi marchali is the source of this 993-nucleotide messenger RNA. RefSeq names its product repressor of RNA polymerase III transcription Maf1 (gene Maf1). Gene Ontology annotation, cellular component: nucleus. Lineage: Eukaryota; Metazoa; Arthropoda; Insecta; Hymenoptera; Agaonidae. The transcript is spliced from 5 exons. Gene Ontology annotation, molecular function: RNA polymerase III core binding. The record is from RefSeq and is a predicted model, not a curated record. Gene Ontology annotation, biological process: negative regulation of transcription by RNA polymerase III. Bases 61 to 768 code for a protein of 235 amino acids.